AUGAUAGAGCCUCUCCAAACCACUUUGCAACCCGACAAUGCUUACCAGAAGGCAAAGGAAUCAGAGAUCUACACAUAUUCUAUACCACUCAGUCCGGUCAUGGAUGAACAACACCAUCACAAGGCACCAAACCACAGCCGACCUCUACUAUACAUCCCCAACACAUUAUGGACGCGAUUAUUUGCAGCAACGGUGAUCACCGAGACGGUCCUCACAGUCGCAAUUGAAAGCUGGAUUCUCAUGAGCCUGUGGGACGACCUCGACGACGACAAAAAAGCGGACGGACCAAUGCGCCUUCAGUCAUUCCUAGGCUUAUACAUUUUCGCUCUUAUAUACGAACUGGCUCUGUCAUAUGAUGCACUGCGGCGGAAGAACACAAUCCAGCUGGUCGGAGUCUGCAUCUGUAAUCUGGGUCUGUUAACAUAUGGCAUUCUCCAGAUACAGGAGAUCAAGGACACCAUCUCCAGCCUGACCGGUGAAACCCUCAGCGACCAUCUUGGAGACUUGUAUCACAUUGAGAUCAUUCUUGUCCCGGUUUUUUUGGGUAUCGGGACUGUGUGCAUGAGCUUUUUCACGUGGAAGUUGCGCGCGGAGUUCUCGUGGUCUAUAUACAAGAAUAUCAGCGCGGAUUUGCAGAUGAAGCGUCGAUAUUUUACAUUUCAGGUGUAUAUCGCUCUCCUAAAAUUCGAUUUCUUCUUCGUAUUUGGAAGUCAACUUCAAAUCCUUCUUGUUGUCUUUCAAACCGCAGACCUCGAUUUCAUCCUCAACGCCGCUUUAAUCCCACUCACCAUAGGGACCUUGGUCCUGUCGGCUCAAUUUUGCAAGCGUGAGAAAACGAAAUCUCUCAUAUUGAUGAUGUUCUUUAUGCUUAUUAUAAUGGGAUGCUUCGGCCUUACCCUCUAUCGAAUUCACGCCCCCACGGAGAGCGCUGAUUUCAGUUCUGUCCGGGUGUCCCUGACAUUAUUCGCAGCUCUAUCAUUUCUGCUGAUGGUUCUCACGAUCGUCAACGCCGUGGUGUGUAUGCUUAAUUUCAAUAAAGGAUUGAAGAUUCACAUCAACCCUCCUAAAAAGCGGAAAACGUCAGUCUCGUUGGAGCUCGAAUCCCAAGAGACACCUUCACGGUUCCUGUUGAACUAG
Messenger RNA from Penicillium robsamsonii, 1137 nucleotides. RefSeq lists its product as uncharacterized. The coding region runs from base 1 to 1137 and encodes 378 amino acids. The transcript is spliced from 4 exons. Gene Ontology annotation, cellular component: Golgi apparatus. The record is from RefSeq and is a predicted model, not a curated record. Lineage: Eukaryota; Fungi; Ascomycota; Eurotiomycetes; Eurotiales; Aspergillaceae.